CAGCCUCCUCACGGCCAAUCCCACCACUUGGCAAGUCACCAACAAGUGGCCCUACGUCGACGAGCUGGUGGACAUCCUCCCGGUGGAGAAGUCGGCGAAUGAAUUUUCCCUGCACAUCCGCAAGGGCCGGACCUCCUCGCGGUCCAGCGCCACCACCUUCUCCACGCCCCACCGGGCGGCCUUGCUGACGCAGGCCAACCGCUUCCGGCACCAGUUCGCCGCGCUGGACAAGGCCACCUUCGGCGUGGCCCCCACCAGCCAGGUGUUCCCGGCUCACAAGAUCCACUGGAGCACUCGCGACAAGGCCACCCAACUGGCCGCCAACCCGGUGUCCCUGGAUCAGGUGGCCACCCCGCCGGACGCCACCGGCCCGAUUGUCAUCGCCUCCUACGACUACUGCGACAUCUCCCACAUCGACAUCCUGCAGGAUGUGCCCGGUGGCUUUGUGGUUGUCUACGGCGCCUUCUCCCGCCGCCAUGCCUUCUUCACGCCCAACCGCGAGGAGAUCCUCAAGCGCAUGCGCCACAAUGCCCUGACCUAUGUCGGUGUGGAUCUCAAGGUCUUCGCCGACCGGUCGGCCAAUGGCCAGCCGGUCCGCCGGGAGGACUUCAUCCUCACCCGCUUCGGGCCCUUCUCCGAUGACAACUCCAUCACCUCGAUCGCGGAGUUCCGCGUGCACAAGCUCAGCCCCCGGCAUGGGAAGUUCGGUGUCAGCCGGAUUCUCUGCUUCUCGGAGCGCUGCAUCAUCGAGCGCGACCCGGGCUACUAUGCCCUGGUCACGGUGCGGCCCCUGUCCGAGGUGUUCGCCCUGGUCCGGUCCGAGACCGAGCCCCAGCAGUUUGCCAUCGAGUACAAGUCCGGGGCCAUUCGCUGGUACACCAGCACCGAGCGCGACUCCCUGCUGGCCUCGUUGCUGGAUGGCGUGCGUGCCUCCGGCAAUCGCGAUGUCUGCAUCAAGAUGCGCGAGACCAGCCGCAGCGAGCGCAUCGGCCUCUGGAGCCAGCCGGUGGACGAGGAGAUCCAGCUCACCUGCCUGACCAUGGUGGCACAGUUUGGCCCGAACAGCCUGCCCUUUGAGCAGCUCAUCAGCCGCUUCAAUGCCAACGUCGACUACAGCGGCCUCCACCUGCACGAUAUCCUGGACAGCAAGGAGGUCGAGCUGAUCCACGGCGCCAUCAACGCCGUCUUCGGUCCCGGCCAGGCGUCGUACAACGCCAACGCCAUCAGCGCGGCCGAGCAGUUUGAGUUCCUCCGGCGGCUGGUGGCCUCGCGCGUCGGCUUCGAUGCAUUCAUCAGCCUGGAUGGGUUCCGCACGCGCAUCGGCCAGCGCAUCGUCCAGGCCCUGCGGCACUCGUCGGAUGGUGUCAAGUAUGCGGCCAUCGACCUGCUGGCGGCCCUCAUGCGGCCGAUGCACGACCUGUAUGACCCGGCCCAGGAGCAGCUCAACAAGCGGGCCCUGCUCAAGUCCGAGCAGUUUGUCGGCAACCUCUGCCGGCUGCUGAGCACCCACUCGCAGCUGGGCACCGGGGCCCUCAUUUGCGCGGCCCUGCUGGACUUCUUCACCUACGCCAUCUGCCAGCCGUACAGCCUGACCACGGACGCCGACCAAUUUGCCAUGGUGCUGAAGAUGCUGUCGGACCUGGGCCGGAACCUGUUCCGCCUGUUCCAGCACCCUUCGGUGACCAUUGUCAAGGGGGCCGGCUUGCUGAUGCGUGCCAUGGCCGAGGAGGCCCCGCGCGAGGUGCUCGAGCGUCUGCAGCACCUGGCCCUGUCGGAGGGGUCGCUGCUGGUGCACCUGUACACGGCCCUCUACACCAACAGCUCCGAGCGCCAUACCCUCACCAAUCGCGAGAUCAGUCGCCAGCUGAUUUCCCUCUGGACCGAGGGCAACGCCGAGUCGGUGGCCCUCCUGGGCCACAUUUUCCCCAAGGGCCUGGUGGCGUACCUCAGCAGCUCGGAUGUCCCGCCGGCCGAUGACCACAUCGAGCUGGACACGCGCGACGUCCGCGCCGGCGAGCGCGAGAAGCGCCAGAGCCAUGUGGAGCGCUUCAUCGAGCAUUGGAACAACUCCUCCCUCUUCACGCAGAAGAAGCCCAAGGAGGCUCCCCGGCCGGUGGUGUACCGCAAGCGCGCCACCCAUGCCCGGCAUGAGCAAAACUGGGAUCUGCUGUACUACCACUUCCGCCAGGACCACGCCCGGCCGGACCUCAUUUGGAAUGAGAAGACCCGCGAAGAGCUGAAGGAGGCCCUGGAGGCGGAGAUGCGCGGCCUGAAUGUCGACAAGGAGCUCGGCGGCCUGAACCUGGUCAUCUCCUGGAACUUCGUCGAGUUCGAGGUUACCUACGAGAGCCUGAGCGAGGAGCUGUGCAUCGGUGACAAUUAUGUGCGCCUGCUCCUGGAGCAGGAGACCGGCUACGGGGUCCUCAAGCCGGUGGACUUCUUCUUCGAGCUGUAUCACCGGUUCCUGCUGACGCAGCAGCAGCACAUGAAGCUGCUCUGUCUGCAGGCCAUGGCCAUCGUCUAUGGCCGGUAUGGCGAGGAGAUCGGCCCCUUCACCGAUCUGCCCUACAUCGUACAGAUCCUCCGCCUGACUUCGUCCAAGGUGGAGCGCGAUCGCCUGCUCAUCUUCCUGGACAAGCUGCUCAUGCUGCGUGAGAACGUCAAGGCCUUCAUCGAAGCCAAGGGCAUUCGCCUCUUUGUGGACCUGCUGACUCUUGCGCACUUCCACAUUGACCGUGCCCAGACCCCCCUGCAGUCGAACCUCCUGGAGGCCGGCGACAGCAAGCCCCAAUCCGAGAAGGAGUGGUACUACAACGAUGCUUCCAACAACAACGCCCAGACGGGCCCCUUCGGCUUCGACGAGUUCAAGGAGCUCUUCCGCACCGGGGUGAUCAACAACGACACCCGCUGCUGGGCCCCUGGCAUGGAUGGCUGGCGCAAGCUGUCGACCGUCGCCCAGCUCAAGUGGUCUCUGGUCGACGGCAAGCCCGGCAUCAUGAAUGAGACCCAGGUGGCGGUCCUGGUGCUGGACGUCUUCAACCGCGUCUGCCAGAUGUUCCCCACGCGCGAGGCCGAUGGCGCGGUCAUCCGCCCGCUGCCGAAGAUCAAGCGCAUCCUGUCCGAGUCCACCUGCCUGCCGCACCUGGUCAAUCUCUUCCUCACCUUCGACCCGACCCUGGUGGAGAAGACGGCCACCCUGCUGACCAACAUCAUGGAGGACAACCCCAACAUGCCGAAGCUCUUCCAGACCGGUGCCUUCCUCUUCUCUCUCAUGUACACCGGGUCCAACCUCCUGCCGUUGGUUCGGUUCUGGGAGGCGACACACGACAAGCAGGCCUACCGCAACGACGACGAGCAGCUGUUCCUCUCGCAUCCGGACGCCGCGCGCAGUGUCCUGUCGCCCAUCCUGCCGGUGGCCAUGGUGUGCUAUCUGCAAAACCACGGCCACGAGAAGUUCUCCAAGAUCUUCCUCGGGGACUUCGACACCCCGGAGGCCAUCUGGUCGCACGAGAUGCGCCGGCUGAUGAUCGAGAAGAUCGCCGCCCACAUCAGCGAGUUCACCCCGCGCCUGAUGUCCAACACCUAUGCCAUCUACUCGUACCACCCCAUCCCGACCAUCCCCUACCCGCAGCUGGCCGACGAGCUCUUCUGCAACAUUUACUACCUGCGCCACCUGACCAACACGGCCAAGUUCCCCAACUGGCCCAUCAGCCGGCCGGUGGAGCUGCUCAAGGACGUGCUGGAUGCCUGGAAGCGCGAGGUCGACAAGAAGCCGCCUGUCCUCACGUACGACAGUGCCCUCAGCGUCCUCGGCUUGACCCCGGAGAAGACCUAUCUCGAGGCGGACAUCCGCAAGGCCUACUUCCGCAUGGCGGCCAAGUACCAUCCGGACAAGAACCCCGAUGGCCGCGAGAUCUUCGAGUCUGUCAACAAGGCCUACGAGUUCCUGGUGUCCUUCUCGGCCAAGACGGCCGACGGCCCGACCCCCCUCAACAUCGAGACCAUCAUCCGGGCCCAGUCGAUCCUCUUUGCUCGCUAUGGCCCGGCCCUGUCGCCGUACAAGUAUGCCGGGUACCCGCUGCUCAUUAAGACCAUGCAAAUGGAGACGGCCGAUGAGAAGCUCUUCUCCCGGUCGCUGUCCUUGCUGCCCUCGGCCGCCGAGCUGGCCUUCCACACGGUCAACGUGUCGGCCCUCAAUGCGCGGGAGCUCCUCCGCGAGGGCGGCUUCGAUGUGGCCUCCGACGCCUUCAUCCGGUGCAUGGACAUCAUCGGCCUGACCACGCAGGAGAAUGACAUCGCCGCUGUCACCUCGACGCACUUGAUGCGCAUGUUCGCCGUGUCGUCGCUCUUCGACGACUGCUGCGCCGCCAUCGUCGACCGGGACAACGUCGUGCGCAAUGUGGCCCUGGCCUUGCGCUUUGUCAACAUCCCGCGCAUGCGUGUGGCCGCCAUCGAGUCGUGCAUCUACUUUGCCCGGAAUGCCAGCCUGCAGAAUGCCCUGGCUCGCCAUGGGGCCAUCUGGCACCUGAUCCCCAUGCUCUUCAAGUAUGAUUACACCCUGGCCGAGAGUGGCGUCGAGACGUCCAUCGAGCACAGCUUCCAGCAGACGGCCAACCACUGCGCGGUGCUGGCCCUGCGUGCGCUCGGCCGCCUGGGUGGCUACCUGACCGGCAUCAUCUCGCUCAAGCGCGAGGUCACCGAGAGUGUUCACACCGGCGUGAAUGUGAUCGAGGGUGCCACCACCGCCUCCGGCGAGCUGGUCGCCGCCGGCCAGACCUUCGCCUCCAUGCCGGAGGAUGGCAGCUCGGAGUUCGCCUCCAUCCAUGCGUACAACAUGAAGGGCUUCGCCGAGAUGGACCUGACCAGCCCCAGCAACUUGCCGAUCCGCGCCGGGCUGGAGAGCCUGCUCACUUGGUACCUGUCGCAUCAGCUGUCCAACGAGUCGGCCUCCGAGGCGCUGAAGAUGCUCACCAGCAAUGCCGAGAACCCGUACCUCAUUUGGAACAACUCCACCCGGGUGGAGCUGCUGGACUAUGUCCAGACCCAGCUGGACGCCAUGGAGCGUGGCGGCGGGGCCGACCCCAGCCACGGGGCCAACUUCCACUUCCGCGACCUGCGGGAUGAGCUCUACGUCGGGCACAUCUAUGUGCGCAUCUUCAACAAGGACCCCACCUUCAUCAUCGAAGACCCGCCGGCCUUCAUGCAGGCUCUGGUCGGGCACUUGCGCCUGUCGGCCGAGGUUCUCUUCCGGGCGCAGCAGCUGCAGAAGGCCGCGGCGGCCGGGGUGUCGCCGCCACCGACCCCGGCCCCGGCCACCCCGGGCAUGGCCGAGGAAACCCCGGAGGAUCUCACCCGCCGGGCGGCCACGGCCGUCGGCGAGUCGCGGCAGAUUCUCCUUGCCCUGUAUCACCUGCUGUCGUUGUCGACCUCGCAAUCGACGGUCAUCGGGCAGACCAGCGUGCCGGCCAUCGCCGAGGAGCUGCUGACCGUGUCGCGCUUCAAGCUGCUCUUCUUCUUCCUGAGCAUCGACUCGGACAAUGCGUCCACCUCGGCGGACAUCACCCUGCCGGAUGUGCCGGUCCCGGUGGUGGCCCUGCGGGCCAUCGAGCGGACCAUCUCCAGCCGGGCUUGCAUCACGGCCAUCGCCGAGGCCGGGGUCCUGCACAAUGCCCUGGUGCUGAUUGCCAAGAUGGAAGUGGCCUUCCUGCCGGUGCUGGACCUGCUGCAUGGGCUCUUCUCCAAUUCCAAGCUGGUGGAGGAGGCCCUGCGCAAGGGUGGCCUGCUGUAUCUGUUGCACUUGAUUUGCAACUCGAAGAAUGGCCAAGUUCGGACAUCGGCCGCCGCGGUGCUCGGCAAGAUGUCCUCGGACAAGCUCCACGGGCCGCGGGUGGUGCUGCUGGUCAAUCGCUUCCUGCCGCCGGUGUUCAUGGAGACCAUCCGGGAAAAUCCGGAAACCGCGGUGCUCACCUUCGAGCGGGAUGACGAAAACCCGGAGCUCAUCUGGACGGCCGACAUGCGCAAGUACAUCCAGACGUCCAUUCGCCGGCAGUGCCGGGCCUUCUUCAAUUUGCAGAAUGGCGAUCUCAGUGGGGCGGUGUGGCAGCCGCCGGCUGACGAUGCGCCGCCCCUCUACGAGGAGGCGGCCAUGGCCGCCGGCGGGGAGGGCGGCCUGCCGGAGGUGUGCGUUGGCGGGGUGUUCCUGCGGCUGUUCAUCCGCCAGCCCAACUGGGGCAUUCGCAAUCCCAAGCACUUCCUCAAUGCCCUGUUUGAGCGGUUCUUCACCGAAGCCACGGAGCAGGCGGUGGCCGAGCCGCUGGCGCUCAUCGGCGCCGCGGUGGCCCUGCUCAUCCGGUCGCAGCCCAUCCUGGCCCCCUACCUGGCCGGGUUGGAUUACAUGAAGCGCGUGUUUGCCAUCAUGCGCUCGUCCACCAACAUCCAUGUGCUCGAGGCGGCCGUCAUCAUUGCCAAUGAGACCUGCUCGCAUGCGUCCUGCCUGGAGGCCAUGGCCGGCUUCCCGACCGUGGCCCCGCUGCUGCAUGUGGCCGCCCAGUCGCUGGACCAUGUGAACCUGGUGGCCGACACCCUGCGCCUGAUGUUCGAGGUGGAGUUCGCCAACAACCGCGGGUCCUUCGGCCAGCAGGCCCUGGAGACGCGCCUGGUGGCGGUCUUCCUGAAGUUGCUGCAGGAGCCGCUGGCCGUGCAGGAGGGCGCCGCCGCCAUCAAGGCCCAGAUUGUCCGCUGCCUCAAGGCCCUGUCCAAUGACCCGGUCCAUGGGGCCACGCUGCAGGAGCAGCUCAAUGCCUCGGAAGUGUGGCUCAACUACCGGGACCAGCGCCACGAUCUGUUCCUCACGCAGGAUUCCGUGCGCGGGCUCAUCAGCGGCCCGGCCUCCGGCAACAAGGGCCUGCUCACGGGCGCCGUUGGCGGGUCGCCCAUGUCCCGCGCCACCGGCGGCAACAUCACCUCCGCCUCGUCGUCCUCCUCGGCCUCCACUGUCGGCAUUGCCGGGCGCCUGACCAACACCGCCCACAACCUGGCCUCCACCGUGCCCCCGGCCAGCAUCGACCACUACGAUGACGAGCUGAUCUGAUGGUGGGUGUGUGGAAGUGUGUAUCCUCUCCCUUCUUCCCCUCUUCCCUCCGUGCGUGUGUUGCUCACACAUGCACAGGCACACAUCGCUGCUCCCUCUCUCUCUCUCCUUCCUGUUGGCUCCCUCUGCAAUAGAACAUUCCUCUUCUCA
Fonticula alba is the source of this 7240-nucleotide messenger RNA. RefSeq lists its product as hypothetical. Bases 518 to 7090 code for a protein of 2190 amino acids. Gene Ontology annotation, cellular component: endosome membrane. The transcript has 10 exons. NCBI's taxonomy places the organism in Eukaryota, Rotosphaerida, Fonticulaceae. The record is from RefSeq and is a predicted model, not a curated record. Gene Ontology annotation, biological process: regulation of early endosome to late endosome transport; endosome organization; receptor-mediated endocytosis.